AUGGAUUAUAUUCUUGGAGGAGGAUCAAAUUCAAGACCCCAUGUUGUUAUUACUCCAUUUCCUGCUCAAAGCCAUCUGAUCAGCCUCAUGAACUAUGCCGAAGUUCUUCAUUCGAGAGGCUUUCACAUAACAUACGUUAACACCAAGUACAAUCAGAGACACUUGCUCAAUUCAAGAGGUCCUCAAUCCCUUGAUGGCCUCUCAGAUUUUCACUUCGAUACCAUCCCUGAUGGCCUUUCUCCUUGUGAUGCUAAUGCUACCCAACAGAUACCUUCUCUUUGUGAAUCUACAGCAAAGAAUUGCCUCCUUCCUUUUACAAAGCUUCUUGUGAGGCUUCAUGAGUAUGCUUCUAAUAGCCAUGUGCCACCUGUUUCUUGCUUACUUUCUGAUAUUGCCAUGACCUUCAGUGUGAAAGCUGCUCAAAAAUUUGGACAUCCUAUUGCUAUCUAUAGCCCUAUUAGUGCGGCUUCCUUCCUGGGCACAUGGCAUGGUCGUACUCUUCUUGAUAAGGGUGUUUUUCCCUUGAAAGGUAUCCCCUAA
This is a messenger RNA of Prosopis cineraria, 540 nucleotides long. RefSeq names its product 7-deoxyloganetin glucosyltransferase-like. NCBI's taxonomy places the organism in Eukaryota, Viridiplantae, Streptophyta, Magnoliopsida, Fabales, Fabaceae. The transcript has a single exon. The record is from RefSeq and is a predicted model, not a curated record. Bases 1 to 540 code for a protein of 179 amino acids.